AUGCAGUCUGUAGCGAUAUGGCAUCCGUCCAUGCUGGGGUUUAACGUCACAGCGCAAACGUACUCCUAUGACAACCGACCAGUUGUGCCGCUAUACAGCAUGCCCUUCUCCCAAUGGUGGAUGCACAACCAUUUAGACCACCCACCUCAUCCGGAGGAUGUCUUAGAAUUCGAAGCAGGUGGUUCGACUGACAUUGAGAUCUCUUGUGAUAAAGGCUACACAACCUUCUUCAGUUCCUCCGAAGGCGGUAGUAUCCAGGAUCCCAACUCUGACCUGUGCUGCCCUGGACAGCCGGUCACGGCUAUUCAUGCUAACAACAUCGACGACACCGCUGGUUGUGCCCUCGGUAUCGCUUACAAGUCCGACUUCAACGAUGUUCAGCCUGAGGACUUCGUUAUCUUCAGCGUCGUUCACACUUGCCCGUGGUUCCUCAAGAAUACUUUCCAAGUUCCCGACAAGAUGCCCGCAUGUCCUAACGACAAUUGCAUCUGUGGCUUCUUCUGGAUCCACAACCCAGAUUCUGGAGGAGAGCAGAUGUACAUGAACGGCUUCCAGUGCAGAAUUACCGGCGAUAUCGGCACUCAGCCCAUUGGAAAACCGGGCCUGGCACGUCAGUGCGGCGCUGAUGCCGCUAGUGGUCACCCCGCCAACCCCAGUAACUGUACGAUCGGACCUAAGAACCCUAUGUAUUGGGACCAGGCCGAAGGCAACAACAUGUUUGAGGGCAUCUAUGACGCGCCGACCUACAACGACAGGUACGGCUUCCCCGACGGCGCCCAGCCCAAUCUCUUCCAGGAUGCCACCGUCGGCGGUACACCGGCUACGGUUCAGAAUAACAUCCCUCCGUCUACCUCCGCUUCUUCCGCCCUUCUCCCGUCCUCCUCUGCUCCAGCUUCUGCGUCUGAGGGCUCUACUCCGUCUUCCUCUUUUGUUGCCCCAUCAUCCGAUUCUUCCGCUUCCGCGCCAAGUUCUUCAGUCGCUAAUCCCUCGACUACCUCAGUUACUCCCUCCCCGACUACCUCCGUCGCUGACUCUCUGACCGCCUCGGCUACUCCCUCCUCAACCGCCUCGGUUGCCCCCCCUCCGCCGCCUCCUUCAGAUUCCACCACCUCCCCGUCGACCAUCUCUUCUGUUACUGCGCCGUCCUCGUCUCCUCUUUCGUCUAGUGCAGAAACUGCGGUGACACCAAGUACCUCGGUCGUACCUAGCCCCAUCACUGCAGCCGCAGCCUCUGGGACCUCCGCACCCACCACCUCCGCCCCUGCCCCUGCCUCCACGAAACAGUGCAGAUCCCGCAACGGCAAGAAGAAGCGUUCCGCUGUGCAGCGCCAUCUCAAGAAGCGUCUCUCACACGAUGGCCACUAUGUCUCGCACUAA
This is a messenger RNA of Phanerochaete carnosa HHB-10118-sp, 1377 nucleotides long. RefSeq lists its product as uncharacterized. The transcript is spliced from 6 exons. Bases 1 to 1377 code for a protein of 458 amino acids. The record is from RefSeq and is a predicted model, not a curated record. NCBI's taxonomy places the organism in Eukaryota, Fungi, Basidiomycota, Agaricomycetes, Polyporales, Phanerochaetaceae.